This is a messenger RNA of Orussus abietinus, 3450 nucleotides long. RefSeq names its product protein Malvolio (gene Mvl). The record is from RefSeq and is a predicted model, not a curated record. The coding region runs from base 519 to 2363 and encodes 614 amino acids. Gene Ontology annotation, biological process: response to manganese ion; metal ion transport; manganese ion homeostasis. Lineage: Eukaryota; Metazoa; Arthropoda; Insecta; Hymenoptera; Orussidae. Gene Ontology annotation, cellular component: apical plasma membrane. The transcript has 13 exons. Gene Ontology annotation, molecular function: manganese ion transmembrane transporter activity; cadmium ion transmembrane transporter activity; iron ion transmembrane transporter activity.
UCGAAAAUAAAUAGCCGACUUGUUGCACUGUUACUCAGUUUCGUCUGGUUUCGUCGAAGUUAAUGGUGCACCGCAAGGGGUUAAUCGAAAUAACCUCGAAUAUAACCUAAUCUCUGUUAUCUAAUUAUCACAAUGGAGAAGUUAUUCUCAGUCUCAUCAAAUGAAAGGGGAUCCAUUUAGAUCUCGACAUUUUUAUGUGAACUAGAGAUACAAGUACACUAAAGAAACAGAACAGCUUAAAUGAAUUGGUUUUUCCCAGUGACGUAUCGUACAGUUUGUAGAGUGUCGAGCGGCUGUUCAAAUUUGCAUCUUUGUGACUAAUGAUUUAAGAUACUACUCUGAAAGCAACGAUAUUGUUGUCCUUUUUUGGGGAUCUUUUGCUCGUAGAGACUCACAGUAAUAGAGUAAAUGUAUCCGAUAUCGACCCGAGUUCAAGGAAAGGUCUUUCAAGAUAGAUUACAUUUACCAAGCAGCGUAGGGAGAUUCCUUGUCUAUUGGGUUUUCCGAAUUGCAUCAGGAUGAUGAAUUCUUCAGAUGGGUGGAAUAGAUUAUCCGAUGACCAAGCUGAUAGUCUUCCAGAAGAUGACAGGACGGCAAAGAACCAGGAGAAUUGGACUGUCGGGGAUGGAACAGGCUCGACAAAUGCUGCUCGACAGAGGAUUCCAGAGGCCCAAAAUGCCUCGGAGAAUACCUCUCUGUCCCCAAAUGUCAAUCAGACAUAUUUUGCCGACCAGAAGAUCCUUAUACCAGACAUAGACAGUACUAAGUUUAGCUUUAGGAAAUUAUGGGCAUUCACCGGGCCUGGUUUUCUGAUGUCCAUUGCCUACCUCGAUCCUGGAAAUAUAGAAUCGGAUCUACAGUCUGGAGUUGUCGCUAAGUACAGGCUACUAUGGGUCCUCCUCAGUGCAACGGUCUUAGGUCUCGUCAUGCAGAGGCUCAGUGCACGACUUGGCGUCGUCACCGGUCUUCAUCUAGCCGAGAUGUGCUACCGACAAUAUAAAAAAGUUCCAAGGCUCAUUCUGUGGGUCAUGAUCGAAGUAGCCAUUAUAGGAAGUGACAUGCAGGAAGUGAUAGGCACGGCCAUUGCCAUCUCCCUCUUAUCGAACAAGUUAAUACCAUUGUGGGGAGGAGUACUGAUUACUGUAGUGGACACAUUCACAUUUUUAUUUUUGGACAAGUACGGCUUACGUAAGCUGGAAUGCUUCUUUGGGUUUCUUAUCAUGAUAAUGGCAGUAACGUUUGGUUACGAGUACAUUGUGUCAGCGCCACCGCAGUUGGAUGUCUUAAGUGGUAUGUUCGUGCCUUGGUGUAAGGAUUGCGACUCCGGAGCAUUACUUCAAGCAGUGGGGAUCGUCGGUGCUGUUAUAAUGCCCCACAACUUGUACCUUCAUAGUGCACUUGUUAAGUCCAGGGACAUCGACAGGAGGCGGCCGGAGAAAGUUCGAGACGCUAAUAUGUAUUAUUUCAUCGAGGCUUCGAUUGCCCUCUUCGUCUCGUUCGUGAUAAACGUUUUCGUCGUCGCUGUCUUCGCCCAUGGACUGUUCGGGAAGACCAACGCCGAUAUCUACAAAAUUUGCAAGGACAGCAACGAUACUGCAGGGAUGCAAGAGUUCACUAACAACAACGACACCUUCGACGCAGACCUCUACAAAGGUGGCGUUUAUCUCGGUUGCCAGUACGGGAUCCCGGCUAUGUAUAUUUGGGCCAUUGGUAUUCUGGCGGCAGGUCAAUCGUCGACCAUGACCGGCACUUAUGCCGGCCAGUUCGCGAUGGAAGGUUUUCUGAAUCUGCAAUGGGCACGCUGGAAGAGGGUCCUCUUCACCCGAUGCAUCGCCAUCGUUCCUACUUUCCUGAUCGCCUUUUUCGCCAGUAUCGAAGACCUCAGUGGCAUGAACGACAUACUCAACGCAGUGAUGAGCCUGCAGCUGCCAUUCGCCACGUUGCCCACUAUUGCCUUCACCAGCAGCCCUCAAAUCAUGGGAGACUUUAAGAAUGGAAUGUUAAAUAAAGUCGUCUCCUCGAUGUUAUCGGCCCUCGUGAUAACGAUCAAUAUUUAUUUCGUGGUGAGCCUGGUGAACAAGGACGUACAAAACUGGCCGGUCUUCCUGGCUAUCUGCAUCUUCGGUGUUUUGUACUUGAUCUUCUGUUUGUACCUCGUGAUACACGUAGCUGCGAGUAUGGGAGCUACGUGGAUUAACAAUCACUGGUUCGUUGCAAAGUACGUUGGCAGUCCUGUGAUCACGAACUUCGGUUUCCAAAGUCCUGCGGUCUACUCUAGUACGAAUCCAACAUUUACGAUCCAAGAAACUCCGGAAGGAAGUCACAACAAUCUUGCAGAGUAUUAUAGAACAACCAAUCGAUAAGGAAAGCUGCAUUGGAAGAUUGGUAAUCUUUAGAUUUUACAAAAUGACAGCAUUUGAGGUUGACUUGUAAAUAUUUAAUGCUUAUGUGCAUGUUCAUCGAUAAAUGGUAAGUGAGCCAUUUUUAAUUAAGGAGCUUUUCGUUUUGAAAAAGAGCCAGCUAGAUUUCAUUCAUAUGUACUGCAAUUAAUUUUUUAUGCGUCUACGAUGUACAGUAAUGUAUCGCAAUAAUGUAUGUACACUUUUUCGAGAAUACAAAUUUUACGUAACGUUAAGUAGCAAAGAAAAUCCUUAGCUACAUUUUUAUGUCAUAUCGACUCUCUACGGUGAAUUAACCAAAGACAAUGAUAAUUUGAUUUUUAAUAAGGAUUGGAAGCAAUGUUGCCAACUUCAAUUCUCUUUAUUCUAGUACAAUCAAAUUAAAAUAACAGUACAAUCCGAUAGCUUCAAGCGAUUAAUCAGUGUUGUUAAAAAAUAUAUAGAAAUAAUAAUACUUCCACUGAUAUCCCAUUAGUCUUGAACAAUCGAGUGGUCAUUUCCUAAUUGAAUCGUUCGUAAUUCUCGUCUGAAAAGUGUAAAUCGGUUUUAAAUAUAACUACUUUUAAUAUCAAUCGCUCAAUAAUUCAAAUCAGUUAAUAUCUCUUAAUCGUUACGAUAGUGAAACAACACCUUGUGAGUGGGAACACACAUUUUUAAAUUUUAUAAAAAAUAUGUCAAACAUUAAUUUCAUUUACUCAAAAUUAACAUCUUUUUCAGAUUUGUUGGAUUUUCAUCAAUUCUUUCAUCAUUAUAAAAUUCGUUAAGAACUAUAAGUCAUAGAUUGUGGUAAAAAAUCGCCAUCUCCAAAAAUUAAAAGUGUCAUCCCCCACUCUCCUUUAAAAUACAGAUAACGUCUUGUAAUGUACAGCAAUUAUUAAAUAGGAUCGGUGGUGAGUCGAAGAUAAUACUGGUUGUGGUCUCGCUUGUAAUGGCAAUAAACAAAUGCAACAAUCAGGAAAACUAGGAGGAUUAACAUCAACACGGAGGACGUCAGAAUCGCUGAAACAAAUGUAUACAAAUAUAUAUCCAAUAUAAAUAAUUAAAAGUGAAA